GUUUGUGUACACACACACACACACACACACACAACAGCUGAGUAGCAUAAUAGCAAUAACAAAUAGAGAUUUGAGGUGGGUUUUUUAAAGGCUACCUGCAUUUUGUGGCUGCAUGCUAUAAAGAGCCCAUGAAGUAAAGUGAGAGGCUGUUGUCUGUAGGGCAGCAAAAGCAGUCACAUGCUGUGAACAGUUUCAUCUACAUCCUUCUAAUAGUAAGUUGGUAACAAAGAAUGCCAUUAUUGGGAAGCUCCUCAUCCUAUUGCUGCCAAUGUUUGCCCAGUGCAAGCAAGAAGCUGCUGAGGAAGGAUAGAUUCCAGCCAGGAAGAACAAAAGGAGCCAAUUAAUAUGGUGAGGUUUGAGAAGGAUUUUGUCUUGGGACAAAAGGAUUCAUUAGAACCGAAGGUGCAGGAGUUGGGGGACCUCUGGUCCCUUGAUUUCCCUCUUCCUUGUGUGAUUUAUGGCAGCCUACUAUUUUGUCUGGGAUAAGAGAGGAUCAUAGGGGAAGUAAAAAAUCUAACCCGUCACAGAAAGGUCUUGUCUUACAUUUCCUAAGGGUUGUUUCUGCCUUUGAGUUAACUUAGCACAGGCCCUGACAUAUAGACAGCAACAUUCCAAAACCUGGUGGUAAUGGAUAGGAGCAAAAGUACUUGUUAAUGUGGGAAAAGCUCUGUGUGUGCAAGCAUAUGUGGUGCUUUGCUUCACUUUGCAAGUUACAUGGGAGAGCACAUUUCUGUGUCCUCAAAAAGUUGGCCAAGGAGUUUCCGCCUGUCAGUCAUAUUCAUGAUUCUGCAGCUACUGCACUAAAUUAUGUGUGUGUGCGCGCACACACACACACACACACUUACGGGUGUCUUUGGAUCUCUAAUGUGUGGCUCCAGCAGAGCUGCACACUUAAUGACCUUUCCCUAAAAGCAUUCUCCACCCUCUCGCUCUUGCUGCGUUUCUUGGAGAGGGGAAACUCAGAAAUGUCCUGUCCUGUAGAAGUCAUGCAUUCCACAAAAGAAACUUUGUCCAUCUGCUCCCCCCUCUACCCAUGACAUACAAAAACUGUUUGACUAGAAGAUACAUUUCACCGCUUGUAAAAUCUUCCCGUUUGCUCUCCUCUGAUUGUUCACAACCCUAGUCUAGGGCCAGACCUGUAGCCUUCUUCUAUGAAUGUUUGUUGGGAAUGUGACAACUGGAAAGGAGUUAUUAGUUUCUUUGUGCAAUGAACAUCCCACCUCCCUUUAGAGCAGUUAAAGGUGGGUCUGCAAACUAGCUGGAAAAACUCCCCGAGGGCUUCGUCGUCGUUGCAGUUUUGUAAUGCAAAUAAAUGGUAGCCUGGGGGCAGACAUCUCUGCGUCUUACUCGUAUGAAGGCCCAGACGGGUCUGCACUUGCUUGUACUGGGGCGUGAAGGGAGGCCGUGAAGCUGGUUUUCCUCUCCGCCCCAGGUAUGGUUUUUCUCGGGCGCUGCUCGUUUCUUCGCGGAUGCUGGAGGAAAAUCGCUCUCUCUUCCUCCCCGUGCGGGCCGGGGGGCCAUCAGCAAGGGAGCAGCUGCAGGUACAGGCAGCCUCCGCAUAGCUGGCAUUCCUGCAGGCUCGUCGCCCGGGCUCCUUCCAGGUCCUCGGCACCCGCGCGCGUUGCCUCAGACUCUCCCGGCCGGAGCCUCCUAGAUAAGAAGAACGCGCUUCCAUCUUUAGUCGCUCCUGUUUCUUCGAGACCUUUUCGGGUGGAUGGGGCUUUGAUGAAUCCCCCGGACGCUUUUAUUUUCAAGCAGGACAGGAAAAAGUGACCGGAGCUGCCUGAUUAUUUUUGGAGAAGCCUCUCCAACCUCGCCCGCCCCGCCUGCGAGCAAACAGGCACACUCGAUGCAUCUCUCUCUUUGCACGGCCAUAGAUCUUGGUGUAUCAUAAGAACAUAAGAGUCCAGCCAGUGGCCCAGCUUAGUCCAGCAUCUGGUUCUCAUUAGAUGCUUGUGGGAAACAAGAGUUCCGUCUUUCUUUAUUAAAAAAUAAAAAGCUCACUCCUAGCCAUCUUUCCUCAAAAGUAACGCUUGAGUAAAUACUGGGAAGUAAACCCCACUGAAUGCAGCGGGACUUACCUAUGUGUAAACAUGCACGAGUAUGUGUUAUAAAAACAGUAAGAGGAAACUAGAUGGGCAUGAGCAGGUGCCAUUCAAACAGUGCAGCGAGCAUGUCAUUCUAGGGCAAGGACCUAACGAACUAACCCGAGAGUUGGGUUUUCAGGUCAGGCUCGGCUGAAUGUCGGAUUCAUGCCCCGGGGGCUUCCCACCCCUCCCCCCAGAAAGCAGCACGAUUCCCACAUCCGGCCGGGUUCGACCCUGCUCCUGCCAGGCGUCCUGAGUUGGGGUCAGCCCCGGCGGCGCCUGCGGAGUUAAUUGCCGCCACUUUCUCUCGCCCCCUCCGCCUCCUCCUCUCAGCCGAGGCUCUUUUAUCGGAGCUCCCGGGACGCCGCGUCGCUUCUCACGUGGGCAGCGGUGACCCUCUGUGUUUACUUUAUUUUUGGCACUUCUAGCAGUGGCGACGCUUUUCUUGAGCCCUCCGGUGGCGAUGCGAGUUUUUUCUUGCCUCAAUUUACCGGAGGGGAGGAAGGGGCAGCUCGGCUGAGUCAAGAGGGGAGAGGAAAGUGACUGAUCCCAAAGGGAGGCGUGUGCAAGCAAGGAAAAGAGGGCAGAGGAAGCGUAGAAAAGGGCGCUGCUGUCUGUGGGCUGCCUGCGCGCAAAGCUCAGGGCCGGGGGGAGUCGGCCCGAAGACAAAAGCCAGGGUGUAGGAUGCUGGCUCCGGUGCGGCUAAGCCUGCCCACAUGACCUUUGCCACCAUCAUGCUGUGCCCCUGGCGUGGGAAGCUGAAGCUGCUGCUUGCCACAGUGACCCUGGUCUUCCUCAUCUCAUGGCUCUACCUCUUUAUGGGUAAUCUGGAGUAUGGGUGCUCCUUCCUGCUCCCGCCUUGCUUUGGAGAACAGUCAAGCCGAUACCUUAACCACGAGGCCUUGGUGUCCCAAGUACAGAAAGUGGAAGAGGAAAACCAGCUGUUGAGGCUACAACUCAGCCAGUCUCAGAUGCAGGACGAGGCUGUGGAUGGGACGGACAGCAGCCAGCAGGGAGCGCAGUUCAUAGAAGACCAGGAUGGAAGGGACAACCGCACCGGCUGCCUCAAGCAGAGAAUGGUUCAGAAGUGCGAGCUUCUCCAUAUUGCAAUUGUCUGUGCUGGAUACAAUGCAAGUCGGGACGUCGUUACCCUGGUGAAAUCCAUCCUCUUCCACAGGAAGAACCCUCUUCACUUCCAUCUCAUCACUGACUCUGUGGCCCAAAAGAUCCUGCAGAUGUUGUUUGAGUCCUGGAUGGUGCCCUCUGUUCAUGUUAGCUUCUACAAUGCUGCUGACCUGAAGCCGGACAUCUCUUGGAUCCCCAACAAGCACUACUCUGGAAUCUAUGGGCUGAUGAAAUUGACGCUCACAAAGGCUCUCCCCUCUGAUCUCUCCAAGGUCAUUGUCCUGGACACAGACAUCACCUUUGCCACUGACAUUGCUGAACUGUGGGCCAUCUUUGGGAAGUUCUCGGACAAACAGGUGAUUGGGCUGGUGGAAAACCAAAGUGACUGGUACCUAGGGAAUCUCUGGAAGAACCAUAAACCAUGGCCAGCACUGGGACGUGGCUUCAACACAGGAGUGAUCCUCUUGCUGCUGGAGCGCCUACGUCGAAUCGGCUGGGAGCAGAUGUGGCGCCUGACAGCCGAGCGGGAGCUCAUGAGCAUGCUGUCCACCUCGCUGGCCGACCAGGACAUUUUUAAUGCAGUGAUCAAACAGAGCCCAACGCUGGUAUACCAACUCCCUUGCUUCUGGAACGUGCAGCUCUCUGACCACACCCGCGCAGAGCAGUGCUACACAGAGGUGUCUGAUCUUAAGGUGAUCCACUGGAACUCUCCCAAGAAGCUGCGGGUGAAGAAUAAGCACGUGGAGUUCUUUCGGAACCUCUACUUGACCUUCCUGGAGUAUGAUGGCAACCUGCUGCGCAGGGAGCUUUUUGGCUGCGCCAGCCUCCCCAGUGGCCAGCUCCAGCAGGCCCUAGAGGAGCUGGAUGAAGACGAUCCUUGCUAUGAUUUUCGGAGGCAGAGCCUUAUUCAGCACCGGGUGCAUCUCUUCUUCCUGCAGUAUGAUUUCCCGAUCUUGGCUGAUGCAAUUGAUGUCACUCUUGUAGCUCAGCUCUCCAUGGACAGGUUACAGAUGCUGGAGGCCAUAUGCAAACACUGGACAGGUCCCAUUAGUCUGGCGUUGUAUAUGUCAGAUGCAGAGGCCCAGCAAUUCCUGCGCUAUGCCCAGGCCUCGGAAGUGCUGAGUAACCGCAGGAAUGUUGCCUAUCACAUUGUGUACAAGGAAGGGCAGUUUUACCCGGUCAACUUCUUGCGCAAUAUAGCAUUGAAGAAUGCACAGACAUCUUAUGUUUUCCUGACGGACAUUGACUUCCUGCCUAUGUAUGGCCUCUAUGAGUAUCUCAGGACCUCCAUUUUGCAGCUCGAGCUGCCCAAAAAGAAGGCAGCCCUCAUUGUGCCUGCAUUUGAGACUCUGCAUUACCGCCUCACCUUUCCCAAAUCCAAAGCGGAGCUGCUCUCCAUGCUGGACAUGGGCUCCCUCUAUACCUUCAGGUACCAUGUGUGGCCUCAGGGCCAUGCCCCAACGGACUAUGCCAAGUGGCGGACAGCCACGGUGCCCUAUCGCGUGGAGUGGCAGCUGCACUUUGAGCCUUACGUUGUAGUGAGGCGCGACUGCCCCCUGUACGACCAGAGAUUUGUUGGUUUCGGCUGGAACAAGGUGUCUCACAUCAUGGAGCUUGACGCCCAGGAGAAUGAGCUGCUGGUCUUGCCCAAUGCCUUCAUGAUCCAUAUGCCUCACGCACCCAGUUUCGACAUCUCCAAGUUCCGCCUGAGCUCCACUUACCGUGACUGCCUGGAGACCCUGCGGGAGGAGUUCCACCAGGACCUGUCGCGCAAGUAUGGUGCCGCUGCACUCAAAUACCUCACUGCCGAGAGAAGCCUGUGAACGGCAAGAUGCACACCAAAGGACAGUCUGUGCAAGGCAACUCAUGCCCUGCAGAGGAGGGACAGCGGACCAUGCUCAUGUCCUGGAGCAGUUCAGACCUACAGCAGAGCCACCCUCCCAAUGGUAGCCGGGUGCUACACACUUUGUCUAAGUUGUGGGUACAAUUGCAGCCGGGUGGGGUGGGGCAGGUGGCAUAUCAUUCAGGGCUAUGGAGCCAAUCAGAACAAUGCUCCUAAUCUAAACCAGGCACGUUACAUACAUUUGUGUACAUGUGUUUCCAAAUUGAGGGGGGAAGCAUGGGAAUGAAGAGGAGGGACAGUAAUGAGGACAGACUAAUAAGAUAAGAUAAUCUUUAUUGUCAUUGCCCCCCUGCGGGAACAAUGGAAUUACUCGGCUACUCCAUCCACUGGUGGCCUGACUCUAAGGCAACUUCCUCCGUUGCUGUUUUGAAGGUGGGACUUUCUCACCCCAUGAGCCUGAUGCCUUAAUAUUGCUACAGUCACCUGUUUCCUGUGGUAGAAAGGUAGACUGGAUGUGGAAAUUUGAGACUUCUACUAAUGUGUUGUGUUCCUCUAUCAAUGUAGUAGCCCCAUCUUAUUUCCAGCUCUUUCAUUUGUCCCCUCUAAGCCAAAACCGAAAUACAACAAUUAUGACUAAAUCAUAUAGUGAGCAUCUAGAAAAUCUUAUGUGAGCUAUUCCUAUCCAUGUGGCAAGAGGGACUGUAUGCAUAUACAGGCAACCCAAUUUGCGUUCCGGUUACGUUUCAGGGUACUUUGCAUGUCAGUGGAGCAUGCAUAAGCCCACCCCGCCCUGUCACACCAUCUUGCAGGUCCAAAACCAGUGUGUGUGUGCACAGUUGCAUGUUCUUUGAACCCAUGCAAAACAGGAGUUGCCUAUACCCUGUCUUUUACAAAUCUGCAUAGCCUUCCUGCUAGUUAUGGAUCAGGGCUUUACUGAUGGGGAAAGGAUGAUGUGGGACCUAUUCUGAAAGAGUUUAAAGUGGGGAACCUGAGGCCCAGGGGCUGCAUGUGACCCUGCUUAUCUCUAUGGGUGCAGCCCCAGGCCUGCUCUGCCCCCUGCUGCAGUGCUCAUGCCUGGCUGGCAUGUGUCCUUGAACUGUGAAAAGGCCUCUCUUCCUUUCCUUUUUAUGAUGUGUGUGUAGAGAAGCCCUGCACUGGAAUAGAUAAUAUUUUAGCACAGAGUUUCCCUACACACACAACUGCACAAGGCAGAAGAGUCACAUUUUGCCUUUGGUGCUGUUUACCACCACCACCACCACAUGGCUUCUGGGAAAUUGCCCACCAAGAAAUGUAGCUGCCAGGGGUGGUGGUAAGGAACCUUCUCUCCAACCUGCCUUGUGCCUACUUCAUGGAUAACUUUACUAUCUAGAAAAAAGCCUAGUGUAAGAAAACCAGGUCCUUGUUACAGGGGCUAUAUAGUGCACAUGCUUUGCUGUGAGUACAUGGCUGAAACCAAGAUCCCUUUAGUCCAAAUGAACGUCUUUCCAACAGGGUUCAGUUGAGGGUUCUUGAAAAUGUGUAAGCAGGGCAUUUUGGAAAAAGCCCAAAUCCUGCUUGCCUAUUCUCCCCCAACCCCCACAUCUAAAAUGAAGGUGUAGUUCAUCUCACCAGAGCUAAAUAGAACCUCUUAUCAUGGCUACUACUCAGUAAAUCUUGUUUAGCUUGAUGUUGCACAUCAUUGCUAAACAUACUUUCCCCCUCCCAUGGAGGAACGCAAGUCUUGCCCUUCCUAUAUCUGCUGGAAUAUGGCCUUGACCAGCUGCUUUCCUGCGUAAUAUCAGCUCAAACUAUGUGUUUGUAUGAUCAGGACCAAGGACUGCACAAUUGGGCCUUGUGCAGGAGUCCAUAAUGGAAACGGAUUGUCUUCAAUCUAGAUGCAGUUAAGUGUCACAGCUGAUUACAGAUUAAGUCUGUGCAACCAUGGAAGUGGGCAAGUCAUUGCAUGCAGGCUGCCGUCCUGAUAGCUGCUUGGUGAACCUGAUGCUCGAAGGGACUAAUUCCACUUCUUGGAGAAAGGAACACAUGAGCAUCUUGCUGUAUCUGCACCUGGCGUAGGGUCUGUUAAUGAAUGCUGUAGCUGAAUGUCUAUGCUGGGAGCAGCUUCAGCCCGGCCAUGGUCCACAAUUUUCAAACACUGGAGCACAAGGAUGAAGAUGUAAUGGGUAAACUCUUUCCUUGCUGUUUAUAUAAUUUAAGGUGAUUUCUCACAAGCUGGAAAUGAUUUGGAUAUCACAGAUUUUCUGGUGGUUUCUCUCUUUGGUUCUGGAGUCUGGGUCUUCUGCUGCUGUACUCUGAUUUUUCCUUUGAUUUCCUGGAAUUCAAGAGCUUCCAAAGUGCUGGGAUUAGUUUUCCAUCCCUCUAGGCAGGCUGAUGUAGACGCUGAAACUGUCCCACACUGAGCACUGUACAGCAUGGGCACAAGUAUUCCUUUUUUUUUAAAAAAAAAACCAUUAAAGUUUUGAGGAAAAUCCUUUUCAAGCUGCUGUGAGAGUUGUUGGGUUAUUUUUAUGUCCACAUAGUGUUAAUGCUUUCCUCAUUUCUACUAUUACAGGUGAGGGCAAGGUUGUUGCAUUUUGCUGCUGGCAGAUCUGAGUGAUAAGGUGGACUGUGCUAGAAGCUAGUCACGAAAAUUAGGAACAGGGGGGGAGAACAAACUAGAGAAACAAUUCCUUCAGGGAACUCUUGGCUACAACCCACAAAUCUGGCAGGGACAGGAAAGUAUUCUGCAUGGUAUCCAACUUUCUUUUACUCAAAGUAGAUCCACUGAAAUUAGUGGGCCUUAGUCAAGUUAGCCAUUAUUUUCAACAGGUCUAUUUAUGAGUAAAACCUAGUUAGUUACCACCCACUUAGCCCAAUCCAUACAGGAAGCUAUUCCCAGAAGUUGAAGCCCAACUUAUAGGACCAAGCUGUCAGUGAUUGCAGUAGACUUUGCCAUGUUCAGGUCAUUGGCAACUCUCCUUGCAGGUCCAGGGAGCUUUAAUUUCUGUAAAAAGGGGAAACUGAAGCCCAGACUCUUUACCAUUAUAAAACAUAUUUUAUUUUUUUACAGAAGAAGAAAUAGUAAGUAUAGGAGAGGUUCAGCUUUGAAGGCAUGCUGUAAAGGUCCCCUACCUGCUUUUGUGGCUGAUCAGCUGUGAUAUCAUAGAACAGUUGCAAACCUUUAACUGCUCAGAAGAACAGCCUCAAAGUGUAGAAUGAGGAGGGGUGGAGGGAAGCAUAAGGUCAGUGCAGCUGGGAAAAGACCACAUUGCAUUGGAGGAUUUUGAAAAUGGGACAAAGGAGCUCAACAUAGGAUAGCAGAGCACUAAAUGGACAAAAGGCUCUUGCCUAUAUUAUAAGCAUGUGAUGGUGAAGAAAACUGUUGCAAUGGGGCCCCAGGGAAAAAGGCCAAGUGAGGAGAAUUGAAAGGAGGGGAGGGGAGAGAGGAGCUGAAAUACAGUUCUGAGUGUUCUCUAUUUCUAUGGGGCAUACACUAGAAAUACAAGAUAGAAUUAGGCCUCGGGCUAGCCUUAGUUUCAUUCAAUUAUGUAUUCUUAGCUCCCUGGCAGUAACCCUGCCAUGACUGGCAAGCAGCCGCCUUUCCAAAUCCUGGAAGUGCCAGUAUUGAUCUGCCUGCAGUGUCUGUACCUUUAGGGUGUGGCACAACAUACCUGUUUGCAGUUAAACCUUCAGCUUUCAUGGCAGAAGCUGCAUUUCUCUUCGUUUGCAGCUUCAGUGUGGACAAAGCAAAGGGGGAUCAGCACACAUGAACACAGCUGCAUGAUAAACAACUAGAGACAAUAGAUUUCAUAUUUUUAUUUAGUAAAAUGUUAAAUAAAUACAAAUUGAUCGUUUAUUCUGGACCCCUUCUUUUUCUUCCCACCUUAAUAGACUAAAAUCUAGACACAAUUGUACCAAACCCACAAGGGACUGGAAGGCUACAGAAAAGAAGGCAGCAAAGAGACUGCAAAUCACUAUGAGCACCAGGCUAUUCAAUUUCUUUAAAAAAAAGAAAAAGAAAAACUUAACAAAAAAGAAACCCACCUAACCAACAGAAGUCAUGCAUCCAUAUAACAUUCACAGGGUGUUGAUCUGUGAAAGCAAUAUUGUGCCCAGUUAACUUAAAGGUAUGGGAACUCAGGAUGGAUGCAGAGGCAGCACGAGUGAGGUUGAGUUUAUCUGGCACAAACAUCAGGAGAAGAAGAGAUGGGAGGAUGCUGGCUAUGUAUGAAUCAAUAUAUCAGUGUACAUGGGGAAGGAGGGUUUAGAAACCCACUGCCUUAAAAACAAAGGCUGUGAACUUCCUUUUAGCGUCAUGGCCUCUUUCACAGACCGCUUAUUUCAAAGAGUCCUUAUUCCAGUUACUAGAAAUAUUCUGGCUUCAACAAUGGUCUUGAGACACAGAUGGGAUAGUUGGCUCGUAAGCAGCCAACUGCCGUUUCCUCUACUACCGAAGAAUGGAAUGAAACUACAACAUAAGCCACAGGUGAGUGUAACAUCCAACAAACCACUUGGACUUGACAGUAGAAAAGCUAAGAACUAUGCAGUAUUUGCUAGUUCGGAUCUGACCAAACUGACAUACAAUUUCAAGAUAAAACUUCAUUGAUAAUGACCAUUCUUAGUCUUGGUUCACUUCUCACAGGCCUGUUGUUCAUAAUGUAAAUUGGCACUAAUAGGACUUUUCAUUUGGUGUACUAGUGAAAGACUCCAAUGCAACCAGCAAGGGUGUGAAGACCCCAGCUGUUGUUCAAUCCCAUAGGAAGAGAGAAGGACCAGCUUAGCCCAAUCCUUGCUAAAGCACGUUCUCUCAACAAGGCUUCUUCCUUCAUUGUGGGGAUGUACAGAUGUGGCACUGUGGAGUGAGCAGACUCCCCAGCAGAUUGGGAUGCAGCUACAGUGCUCAUAGCUGGGGUGUGUGUGUGUGGUGGAUGGUGGACUCAACACUCACCCUCUAGGCUCACGUAACUGAGCUGCAAAGGGAGCCCUGGCUAAACUCAAGCGGAGCAUGUGCUAGGGGAAGGGGGGUGAUAAACGCCAGGGUCAAUAACUAUUUAUUCCAACCACAAUAAAAAUGGAGGCGCUGUGCAGAGCCAUUUCUAAAAGCUGCCAACACUGAUGUAGAUAAUGACAGCUUCACCUGGGAAUGUUUGCUGUUGUCCAUUCUUGGUCACAUAAAGAAACACUCAGCACCUGGGCAAAAUUAUAGACCACAUAACAAAGAGGCUUCUUAUCCUCAGCUGAUGGGAAGGAAAUUAGAUGCUGUAAUUGUCACUGAGUUUAGGCCUUUCUGUUUUUGUGACCUGCAAUGUCAUUUGGAGAGGGUUACACCGGGAUUUAUCACAUAAUUAAGCAUUGUUCUAAGCUGCAUACAUAUUAGAAAACAAGUAAAAAAAGCCGCCUAAACUUUUUUGGGGGGAGGGGGGUAGGCAUUUCUGCUGACCCUGGACCCAGACACAACUAUGGGACUUCCCCCUUAUACUUAGCAGUGUGUGGGACACAGGAAAUAGCUGCAUUUGCAAACCUGUUUGACUGGGGACACUGUUAGCUGCACACUGCAUUGCUGGAUUGACCAAGGGCACCAAACUAAAAUAGCAAUGGUACAGUGCUGGGGCUGGGUGUGUGUGUGUCAUGAAACGUAGUCACAUUUUAGGGGAAAUUAAAAGGUUAGAUAAACAAUGGUCAGACUUGGAUAGUUGGGCCGAAUGAGAGAAAUGUUGUUUUUGCACAAGUACUUUACUGCCUAUCAUCUUCUAAUUUGUAUUUUCCAAUCACAAAUGCAUGGGCUAUGCUUGAUGCAAUUUCCCAACAACUAGGAAGCUGUAGUUAUUCUUGUGACAGUGCCUCUUUAGUAAAAAAUAAAAAAAAGAUGUAAAUCUGGUACAAGACUUCUUUAGCGUCAGAAAAGUCACAAGGUCAAAUAGGUUCCACCUUACAACUACUAAUGGAGUCUGACCACACAAUCCAUUCUUUCCAUUUUCAAUUGCAAAUAAGCAAAUAAAAACUCACAACUGCAUCCUCAAAUAUGGAUGGGUACUCUCUGGACUUUGCUGCACCAGCACGUGAGCGUACACACCGACGUUCACACAGCGUACGACAAAUGAGCCAAGGCAGCAGCAGGCAACUCCUGCAGAAUGUUUAGGAGUAGGAUGUACCGUAAAUAGGCAAUGCCAUCUGCAUGCAAGCAACUAGCCAGGAUCUAGCCUUCAGGUGCAGAACACUGUCCUCUCAUAGUGCUAAUUAUGUUUCUGAAUUCUAAGAAAAUCAGGGUGAUAAACUUGUUACCCUGAUGAACAAAGAUACUGUGGUUCCCCUACAUUUUCUCAAGGCAAAAGGAAAUCUGACACAUCUGCUACCCAAGCAAGGAUCUUUCUGCACAGCCAGACAAAACAUGCCCAGAAUUUAUUUUCUCCUUUUGCUAUAUUUUCAAGAAGCCAAAUUCCUCAAACUUAGCUGGUGGCAUUUCCAGGCCAGGAGACGCCAGCGAGGCGGGGGAGAAGGGGCAAGGAGAGAAGUACACACAAAAUCAGAAGAAUGACAAAAUUAAAGAUUCACAAGAGUACCUUGCUGCUCUUUACUUUAAACUAGCUCAUCACUCCAGUGCUGCAGCAAAGUUAUAUUACAGAUGUCACUAGUCAAGAGAGGCCAAAUGUAAAGUAACCCCUCCCC
Messenger RNA from Zootoca vivipara (common lizard), 11700 nucleotides. NCBI's taxonomy places the organism in Eukaryota, Metazoa, Chordata, Lepidosauria, Squamata, Lacertidae. The record is from RefSeq and is a predicted model, not a curated record.